This is a messenger RNA of Phytomonas sp. EM1, 996 nucleotides long. The record is from the annotation of a GenBank genome assembly. Lineage: Eukaryota; Euglenozoa; Kinetoplastea; Trypanosomatida; Trypanosomatidae.
AUGGAAGGAUUUUACGGACUCGAGGUUGCUGCCGGCAAGCAGCAGGUGAAGCCGAAAAUUCCAGAGGGUUGUGCCCUGCGUAUUACGCAGCUCGCCGUCCCUGCCAACGCCAGCGGCACCAUCUCCAUCCUCGUAACCUUCGAGGAUAAGAAAUUCACCGUCGCUACGCUCGACCCGAAGAAAGGCAUCUUUCAAAUGAACACAGAUCUCGUUUUCACUGAGGCGCAGGCGGUUUCUUUCUCCGCGCAGGGGAGUGGCGUGGUUCACCUCACCGGCUAUGUUCAGCCGGUCGGUGCGGACGACCUCAUGAGCGACAUGCUUGACGAAGACGAGGAUGAGGCGAUGGGGGAGGUUCCAUCAGACAGCGACGACGAAGACGACAACACCCCACCCCAAGCCCCUCAGCGCAACACCGGUAAGCAAGCACCCGCGUCGAAGAAGGAUGAGGUCGCCAAGAAGGCGGCCGAGGAAGAUGACAGUGACCUUGACCUCGACGAGGAGGAUGACGAGGAUGAGGAAGGCGACAGCGACCUUGACGACGAGGAGGACGGUAAGGGUGCUGACGAGGAUGACGAUGAGGAGGACGAUGAGGAGGACGAUGAGGAGGACGACGAGGGUGAUGACGAGGGUGAUGACGAGGGUGAUGAUGAGGAGGACGACGAGGGUGAUGAUGAAGACGAGAGUGAGGAUGAGGCCCCAGCGAAGUUUCAACGCCGAGAGCAGCAAGGCCGUGGUGAUCGCGGUGGGAACCGCGGCAACUUCCAUGGAGGGGAUCGCGGCGGGAACCGCGGCAACUUCCGUGGAGGGGAUCGCGGCGGGAACCGCGGCAACUUCCGUGGAGGGGAUCGCGGCGGGAACCGCGGCAACUUCCGUGGAGGGGAUCGCGGCGGGAAUCGUGGUGGGGGCUUCCGUGGUGGGGACCGCGGUGGCUUUAGGGGCGGGAACCGAGGCGGGAACUUCCGCGGCGGACGCAACAAUUCUCGGGGGCGCCACUAG